AUGUAUGUUCGUUGGGCAUGUCACUGGGAAGCGGCAAAAAAUAUCAGCAAUGACCUUAUUGAAGAGCGUAUCGUCACACCCGUCAUGGUCUUUGGAUAGCAGAGCAACGGACCGUUAAGUCAAGUGUUCGAUGCUUCAAAUAAUAGAAAGGACUUUCUCAGAUUGGUCUACGUCGAAGUCCAUGGAGGAAGCAAGAGCAUUGUGGUUUUUCACACAGCGGAUGAAAGAAAAGUAGCCGCUGAAGCGAGAGUGUAUAUACCACCUCAUGAGUCCACUUUUGUUGAUGAUCGCUGUGACGGCCAUAUGGAAAAAGAGGAGAGUGUAAGGAGGGAAAAAGUAUGGGUUACCGGCUAA
Molecule: messenger RNA, 354 nt
Organism: Strongylus vulgaris
Lineage: Eukaryota; Metazoa; Nematoda; Chromadorea; Rhabditida; Strongylidae
Source: the annotation of a GenBank genome assembly